Trematosphaeria pertusa is the source of this 1687-nucleotide messenger RNA. Its product is annotated as L domain-like protein. The transcript has 4 exons. The record is from RefSeq and is a predicted model, not a curated record. Lineage: Eukaryota; Fungi; Ascomycota; Dothideomycetes; Pleosporales; Trematosphaeriaceae. The coding region runs from base 159 to 1295 and encodes 378 amino acids. Gene Ontology annotation, molecular function: protein binding.
CAAACGCAGCUUCCGCCUUGCAUAAACAACUCACUCUCGCGUUGACGUACCUACGUAGCCCACGGGCAACUUAUUCCUCAACAACACCCCGCUGCUCGAUCACUCUACUACAGCAGGUCUCCUCUUCGCCGAUACGAAAUCAAGCCUCAGAUCCCGUCAUGACCGACUCGGAUAAUGCCCCGCACAUCGAGCUCGACGCCGCGGCGACAAAUAGCGACCGGACGCACGAUUUGGAGAAGAAAGACCACAAGCCGAGAGACAGCAAAGGCUGGGACGGCAAGCUGAGGGUGGACAAGAGCAUGCUAGUGGACGGGCCCCCGGACCUGGGCGCAGAGAGCGAACCGGAAGUGUCAGAAGAUGAAGGACCACCGCCGGAGCAGCUUGCGGCUGACGAAGAUCUGCUGGAUGACGUGCCAGAGGAUGAGGAUGAAAUAGAGCUGGUGCACAUGCGGAUCUCCAGUAUACCCGCGUUGAGGUUAGAGAGGUUCAAUAAGCUCAAGCGGCUCUGCCUCCGCCAGAACCAAAUAUGCGACGUCGAAAUACCGGACGAGAUCGCGCCGUCAUUGCAGGAGCUAGACCUGUACGAUAACCUAAUAUCGCACAUCCGAGGCUUCGACGCCUUCACCGAACUCACGUCGCUCGACCUUUCCUUCAACAAGAUCAAGCACAUCAAGCGCCUCAAUCACCUGACGAAGCUGCGCGACCUAUACUUUGUACAGAAUAAAAUUAGCUCGAUCGAGGGUGUACAAGGGCUGAGCAACCUGCGGCAGAUCGAGCUGGGCGCCAACAGGAUCCGGGAAAUACAAAAUCUCGAGACCCUCACGGGCCUGGAGCAGCUAUGGCUAGGCAAGAACAAGAUCACCGAGCUUAAAGGCCUCGACACAUUGACGAACCUCAAAAUCCUCUCCAUCCAGUCGAACCGCCUCACCUUCAUCGCCGGUCUUUCGAACCUUAAGAACUUGGAAGAGCUGCACAUAUCUCAUAAUGCUAUCAAGGAGCUCUCGGGCCUCGAAGAGAACACUAACCUCCAGGUUAUCGAUAUAAGCGCCAACCCGAUCGAGCACCUGACGGGCCUCAAGCAGCUCAAGCAUCUGCAGGAGCUGUGGGCGAGCAACUGCCAGCUAAGCAGUUUCGAGGAGAUUGAGAAGGAGUUGCGCGACAAGGAAGAGCUGGAGACGGUAUACUUUGAAGGCAAUCCGUUGCAGAGGGCUCAGAUGGCUCUGUAUCGGAAUAAGGUCAAGCUGGCCUUGCCGCAAGUCAAACAGAUCGAUGCUACGUUUGUAAGAGUGAGCUAGAUAACUGGUCGCUCUGUAUCAUUAGGUGUUAUCGAUCAGGCGACUUAGUUGUGCGCCCCUGGCUCGGCUCAGGCUCGUUUUCAUCUUCUGCAGAGCUAUUAUUGGCAUUGGGGUUCAACAUUGCAUUUGCAUGGCGAAAGGGGAGGCGGCAGCAAGAGCCAUUGACGUAUGAUCUGGCAUUGCGAGGCGUUCACCGGGAAUCCAUAGCAUGAGGUUACGAGUAACGAACCAACGCCUCCUAAUGUCGCCACAAAAUGGAAUCGCACAAUCACUUUUCGAUCGCAUUCAUACCCACACAUAGCAAUACUUCCCGCGGAUGUGUACAUCACAUCCCUUUCCUUGUCCUACCAUACGCAUGGUUCGACAGGGUCUUCCAGAAGCAGGGCACGAAC